Molecule: messenger RNA, 1884 nt
Organism: Metarhizium album ARSEF 1941
Lineage: Eukaryota; Fungi; Ascomycota; Sordariomycetes; Hypocreales; Clavicipitaceae
Product: RNA polymerase II mediator complex component SRB4
Exons: 3
Coding region: 1-1884 (627 amino acids)
Biological process (GO): regulation of transcription by RNA polymerase II
Cellular component (GO): mediator complex; core mediator complex
Molecular function (GO): transcription coregulator activity
Source: RefSeq, a predicted model, not a curated record
AUGACUUCGCCCGACGGACCUCCGUUGUCCUUGCGACCCUUCCCCGUCGCCGACAGGGCCCCCAAGAACCUCGCCGAGUUUAUCGCGCGCGUCAAUGCACAGCCCGGCGGCUUUCGCGAUGUGACAGAGGCUAAACUUCAGGAUGAGAUCAAAUCCGGAGAAGUCGUCAGUGGGGGCGACUCGGACCAAGACGAAGUCGACGUGUCCGACCCAGGCCGUGACGAGGACCCUGUCAAAGACGCCGCCGUCGUGCGCAUGGAGGUCUUGAGGAAUAUUGAGAUUGCCGGCAACACCGCCAUGCUCACCCUCGACUCCCUCUCCCUGCUCUUAUCAAAGCAGAGCCCAACCCAGGCUGGCUUGACCCUUUCUCAGCAGCUACGAGAAAUGGUGGGCAUUGGAACCCUGGGCGCCGACAAACUCGACGAACCGAUAUUGAAUCCCGACAAGGAAAGGGAUGAGGAAGAAGUCGCCACCGGCUGGACACUCAUGCAGAUCAACCAGGCUCGGGACGCCGCCGACGAAGCUGGCAGGUUCCUACAACGAGAGGUCGAAGCCGAGAGCAAAUACUGGGAAGACGUCAUGGCAGUCAAGAAGGCCGGCUGGUCUAUUUGCAGGGUGCCGCAUGAACGCCAUACCCUGGGGGUAAAGUUUGGCUUCUCCGAAGCGUCCCCCGAGUUCAAAAGCAACGGCCUCGCACCCAUGAGAAGGGGCGACAGCGGCUCAGUAGAGCUCGACCUCGGACGGCUGGGAGGCGUGUCAGAGGGGCUCGUGGUCACAUACGAACAGGACGGCAAGGUGGUCGGCCGGUCGGUCCCGCGCCGCCGCCGCCACGACGACACGUCGUUGGAGUCGCGUAUCCUCGAGGCCCGAAACACCAUCUUCUCCCAGGAGCUCUGGCACGAGCUGACGCGCGAAGCACGCACCUUGGCGGCAUACGACGUCCGACCAGAAGGCUCGACACUGACGUGCUCCGUGGACAGCCGCUCCAAGAUCAUCCUCGAGCUGCUACCGCUCGAGUCGUGUCCCGCAAGCGACGGCUCCCUGCCCAACAACUCCGUCGCCGAAACAAUCUUCAUCUCCCUCCACGUCCUCCUCAGCUACGCCCACCGAUACAACGAACUCAUGCGGAUCCGCCCCAUACCGCCGCACAUCUCCCGCUCCCGAGGCCAGCAAGUGUACGCCCUCCUCCGCCCCGUCAUCGCCCGCAUGGCGUCCAACCGCGCCAUCCUCUCCUGCACAACCUACUUGGGCUCCGUCUCCAAGGCCCUCCAAAAGGCCGGCCUCCCCGCCUCACUCACCCUCAGGACGGCGCAGCUCUCCGCCGCCGACCACUCGGCCCAGGGCCCCAACCAGCCGGCCGGCGCGCAAUCCCUCAUCCGAAACAUGCUCCAGCCCGUCGAGUUCAACGUGGCGCUCGCCAUCCUCCCCGACACGUCGCUCACCGUCCGCGGCCGCACGUUCCUCUUCCCCGUCACCACGACGUUCUACCACGUCGCCCUGGCCCCCUCCUCUCCCCUGCGGGACACGUGCGCCCCCUACGCAGAGGGCUACUCCGACACCAACGCCCUCUUCAGCUACAUCCGCACCGCCACCGAGCGCGCCGUCACCCUCCACUUCUUCCAGUCCCUGUGCGCGGCCCCGGACCCGGUUCCCUGGAUACACAGCGGCACGUCUAUCCGCGACCCGGAGGACGACGCCCGCGUCCUCCAAUUCUCCAUCGACGAGCACCCCGUCGCGCUAGUCCUCACGAGCAGCUUUGCGGGCAGCCCCAACCGGGGGCCCGAGUCGUGGACGUACUCGUACUCGGACUCGGCCCAUCUGGACAGCGAGCCCCAAAACCUAGACGACCUGGUCGCCCGCGAAACGAGCAGGUCUAGGCCCUAG